AUGCUCACCGGAAAACAGGAGACGGAUGGCCUUGCAUUUUUGGAUGCAUACACGUCUGGUGUCGAUCGACAGAAUUCAUAUCCUCUCAGAGAUGUUAUAGCUACGCCUCGUGGACAAAGCGAGGCACGGGAGGUAAGUUAUCAGGAAGCUCUGGACGAGGUUCAGAGGGGAAUACUGAAGGACGAAAGGAGUGGUAAAUUACCUAUCCUUCUGGAGCACACCCACAUGCUCAUGUCGUCUGCCACACUGAAUGCGCACAUCCCAACCCCUCGUGUGACCAGACCCACGCCUAUAAUCGUCGACAAAUGUUUAGAUCUCGACGGUCAUGAGGACUGUCACCGUUCCCGCUCAUCGCCCUCGUACCUUCUCACACACCCGAACCCGACACUGCUUUCAGACCGCUUCUUCUUCGGUUUUACACCCAUCAUCACCAUCCGUCAUCCAGCGCUCAUGGUGCCCUCUCUGAUCCGGGGCCGUCAAAAACUACAAGGAAUUCCCAAACUGGACUCGGAAUUUGCCCCUAUUGCCACGUACCGUUGGGAGAAGUUGGUCUUUGACUCUUAUCGUUCCUACUAUGCUGCGACGACGGACUCUUUGUCGAGGAAACGAGUGCCUAUCGUGAUUGAUGGAAGCAAGUUGGCCCAGGAUCCAUAUGGGACGAUGGAGAGGAUGUGUGAGGUCCUUGGGAUGAGUGAGGAGGAGAUGGGUGUGAGGUAUAUGUGGGAGCCUAAUAUGGGACCCGCCAGGGAUAAGUUUUGGGAGGUCUUUACGGGCGAGUUGAGGAGGUCCUCUGGGGUUAAACCCAGUGGGCACCUUCCUGAAACACUCGAUUUAGAGAAGGAAAAGUCCAAGUGGGUGAACGAGUGGGGCCCCGACGUGGCUGACAAGAUAGAAGCGGCGGUCAACGACGCGAUGGAGGAUUAUGAGUACCUGUCGAGGUAUAGCCUUUGA
This is a messenger RNA of Marasmius oreades (fairy-ring Marasmius), 951 nucleotides long. RefSeq lists its product as uncharacterized. Lineage: Eukaryota; Fungi; Basidiomycota; Agaricomycetes; Agaricales; Marasmiaceae. The record is from RefSeq and is a predicted model, not a curated record. Bases 1 to 951 code for a protein of 316 amino acids. The transcript has 3 exons.